CAAAUCACAGUCCACCCAGAUAUUAGAUAAACAUGAAAACAUUAAAAUAUAUAAAAUUUCAACCAGAUUUCUCUACUUUUUUUCCCCCUUUAUCAGGGCUUUUUAGCUCCCCCGUUCUUUCAAGAAUCUGAGAAAUCUGAUAUAACAUUCGGGGAUGGAUUUGCCAGACUAUAAGAAAAUUGUUGUGAGGGGCAUCACCGCCUUGGAACAAGCCGGCCUCUUCACGAUUCGGGUCUUUGCACAGGUGCAAGGUGUGGGCAGAGAGAGUAUGGCGAGUCAAGGAGAUGUGGGAUGCUGUUAUGUCAGCGUGGAAGAUGCGUGUGAAACAGGAUGCAUUGCAGCCUGCCAGAGAGCUAGUCACAAUGCUAAUUCUGCUUCUGCAAUUCAGGAUUGUAGUGAGGCGUGUAUAAAGGCCUGUGUGAGACCUGGAAUUUCUGUGGGCAAAUUCACAACCACAGUUUCAACAGUGAAUAAAUGAAUUCGGGAUCGGAUCCGUUUGGCAUUGUAAAUUCAUGGAGUUUUAAGAUUUGGUUGGGUUUUUGGCGCAGCCAACACAGAUUGUAUUCAGAUCAUUGUAUGAAUUCCACUGUAACCAUGCGAAUCGAUUGGGCACGAACAUUGUGCCUGAAAUUUUGAUAAGCUUGAAAUGGAAAAUAAUGCCGGAAUGUUCCGAUUUGGAUCCAAAAGUAUUCGUACGACUCUUGGAUUCCGCACCUGGAAUUUUUUUUUUUUAUUGGAUUAAUUAUUAUUUUUAAUCUGUACUUUAUGAAAUUAAGGAAGAAACAUUCUCAUUAA
Molecule: messenger RNA, 795 nt
Organism: Cryptomeria japonica (Japanese cedar)
Lineage: Eukaryota; Viridiplantae; Streptophyta; Pinopsida; Cupressales; Cupressaceae
Exons: 3
Coding region: 155-478 (107 amino acids)
Source: RefSeq, a predicted model, not a curated record